AUGUUUUGGAAGCUCACUGCUCUCUCUGCCUCCUCGCCUGUGGAGUCGGUGCUAGACAAGGACAAUUUUACACUGGAUGAGCUUCUGGAUGAAGAAGAAAUUAUCCAAGAAUGCAAAGCUUUAAACACUCGUCUCAUUAAUUUUUUAAGGGAUAGAGCCCAGGUGGAGCAAUUAUUGCGUUAUAUUGUUGAAGAACCUCCUGAGGAUGCUGAAAGCAAACGAGCCUUCAAGUUCCCUUUCAUUGCUUGUGAGGUUUUUACAUGUGAAAUUGAUGUUAUUUUGAAGACUUUGGUGGAUGAAGAGGAGCUAAUGAACUUACUUUUCUCCUUCUUGGAACCAAAUCGUCCUCAUAGUGCCCUGCUUGCUGGGUAUUUUAGCAAGGUGGUUGUAUGCCUUAUGAUACGAAAGACAGUCCCACUUAUGAAUUAUGUUCAAGCCCAUCAGGAUGUUUUCCGCCAGUUAGUUGAUUUGAUAGGAAUUACAUCCAUCAUGGAGGUUUUGGUUCGACUUGUUGGUGCGGAUGACCACGUGUAUCCCAAUUUUAUAGAUGUGAUGCAAUGGUUAGCUGAAAGUAAUCUGCUAGAAAUGAUCGUAGAUAAAUUGAGCCCUUCUAAUUCUCCUGAAGUUCAUGCUAAUGCAGCUGAGACACUUUCUGCUAUAACUCGAAAUGCCCCAUCAGCCCUAGCCAACAAACUUUCUAGUCCAAGUUUCGUUGCAAGGAUAUUUGGUCAUGCACUGGAAGAUUCACAUUCGAAGUCUAGUCUUGUAAACUCGCUUUCUGUUUGUAUCUCUUUGUUGGAUCCGAAAAGAUCAGCAGUUUCUUCUCCCUUGUUCCAUUCUUUUCGGAGUCAACACAUGUACGAGUCUCCAAUCCCUGUUAAUCCAGACACUGUCAGUGCAAUGCUGCCAAAACUCGGUGACUUGCUUAUGCUUUUGAAUGUGUCAACGGAUGAGAAAACACUGCCAACAACAUACGGAGAGUUGAGGCCUCCACUUGGAAAGUAUCGUUUAAAGAUUGUGGAGUUCAUUGCUGUUCUAUUGAGAUCGGGUAAUGAAGAUGCAGAAAAGGAAUUGGUUAGCUCGGGAACCAUCCAACGGAUCAUUGAUCUUUUCUUUGAGUACCCCUACAAUAACUCAUUGCACCAUCAUGUAGAUAGUAUCAUAUCGUCAUGUUUGGAAAGCAAGAGUGAUGCUAUUGUUGAUCAUCUCCUUCGAGAGUGUGAUUUGAUUGGGAAGUUUCUCCAAACAGAUAAACAUCCUCUUCUAACUAGUGAUACUAGCAAGCCAACGGUACCUGCUGCUGGUAAAUCGGCACCACGGGCAGGAAACCUGGGACACAUUACACGAAUUUCUAAUAAGCUCAUUCAGUUGGGAAACAGCCAAAGCCGUGUUAAGGCAUGCCUUCAGGAACAUAGCGAAUGGAAUGAGUGGCAGACUACAGUUUUGCAGGAGCGCAACGCAGUUGAAAAUGUUUAUCGAUGGGCUUGUGGCCGCCCAACUGCUUUGCAAGACAGGACGAGGGAUAGUGAUGACGACGACAUGAAUGACAGAGAUUAUGAUGUAGCAGCUUUAGCAAAUAAUCUAAGCCAGGCUUUUAGAUACAAAAUAUAUGGGAAUGAGGACGCAGGAGAGGACCAUGGAACUCUAGAUCGAGAUGACGAGGAUGUCUACUUUGACGAUGAAUCUGCUGAAGUAGUCAUAUCAUCCUUGCGGCUUGGUGAUGACCAGGGAAGCAGUUUAUUUACAAAUUCCAACUGGUUUGCAUUCCAAGAUGAUAGAAUGGGUAAUGCACCAGUGGGCACAUCAGAGAUGGAGGAAGUAAACUUGAAUGGGACUGCGAAUGGUGGUAAUAGCAGUAGUGAUGAUGAGGUUGUGGUAGGGGAGGAUGAUGAAUUGGCCGGAAGUAAAGACUCUGUCGAUGGCACAUCCACUUCCAACAAAAACCUUAUGAAUGGAUUUAAUGGGAACAGUGGAAACAUGAUCCCAGAUGGUGAGAACGCAAGUGCCUCCCAUGAUAUGGGUGGAUUCUUCAGAUUUGAGGCAACUGACAAUGAGGAUUUGUUUGGAGACAGGCCUUUGCCCGAAUGGGUGGGAUGGAGUGAAUCAUCAGAUUUGCAAGUCGGUGGUGCAAGUAUAAAUCCAUUUGAGGAUCAUGAUGACUCAGAUGUCAAUCCUUCCAGUCAUGCCGAGGUAGUGGCACCUGAUGCUAGUUUGCCUUCAAGUGGAGAAUUUGCUCUUUCAAAUGGCUCUCCCUCCUCCACUGCUUCUACUGCAGGAUCGCCGGGUAGUGAUGGGAGCCAACGAUCAGCUGCAGUGCCAUCAUUGUUUGAAGAGGAUGUUGAAUUCGUUGGCGUCGAACUUGAAGGUACUGAGAAGGCUAUGGAGCAGGCUCUUAAAGAGGGAAUAGUAGGGGAGGCAGGGCCGUUGAAGAAAAACGUUGUGCCAAAGGUGCCAGAAAAGGACAACUCUGACGAUGGUGGGCCUGCAAAUAAGGAGUUCAAUGAUGCAAAUUAUUGGAGGGUUGAUCAGGAGGUUGCUGUUUUGGAGUGA
Prunus armeniaca (apricot) is the source of this 2550-nucleotide messenger RNA. The record is from the annotation of a GenBank genome assembly. NCBI's taxonomy places the organism in Eukaryota, Viridiplantae, Streptophyta, Magnoliopsida, Rosales, Rosaceae.